AUGGAGGAAAUACUUAUAGACAUCUUGAAAAGGCUACCUGUGAAGUCACUUAUUCGUUUCAAUUGCGUCUCAAAAUUCUGGAACACGCUAAUUUCUCAACCUUAUUUUAAAAAGACGCAUCUCAAUCAUUCAAACAGUCAACUCAGUUCUCAAAAAUUGCUUUUUGUCCGGUGGGAUCCUAACUGUCAAUUCUGGUCUGGUUCGUUCACCUUAACGGAGGAGGAUAUUCCCAUAUUUGAUUGCACUUCAGAUUCUAAUAUAAAAGAUGGAAUAAAAAUGUAUUCUAGUUGUGAUGGCUUGUUUCUCAUCGGAAUUUGGACAGACAGUUAUGACGAACAACCUUCUAUAUUAGUCCUAUGGAACCCUUCCACUAGACAAUCAAUACGACUUCCCCAUUCUAAAUUUUCACUUCAGAUGGGAGAUCAAUAUGAAAAUGCUGACGAAAAUAUGGGAAAUUACUCUAACAGUAUCAGUGACCACGAUGAUGGAUUGGCUAAUUAUGACUCUAAAAAUCAUGAACAGAUAGAAGAUUACUCUAGUAGUAGUUUCAGUGAUUAUGGUGAUGGUGAUAAGGGAACUACUUAUGGAUUGGCUUUUGACUCUAAAAGUGAAGAUUAUAAAGUCUUCAGGAUUGACAUGUCUGGGAAUAACGACAAUGAAAUUUUCGCACUGAAAAAUGGUUCCUGGAAAAUAAUUGAUCGUAAAACCUCUGGCAGAACAGAUAGUGGUCUGUUGUGUGGUGGAGAACUUCUGCCAUUUGUAGAUGGAGCAUUUCAUUGGCUUGGUUUCUUAUCAGAGGUCUGUGUGGUUUCAUUUAAUAUUUCAGAUGAAAUUUACGGAGAGAUAUCAUUGCCAGAUACAGUAAGCUCCGAGCUCACUCUAUUCAAGUUUGAUAACGUUGAAGUUCAAGUUGAUGUUCAUGUGGGACUAUCAGUAUUGAGAGGAAUGCUUCAUCUUUAUUAUAAAGAUGACAAAGAAUUUAGUUUAUGGGUAAUGCAAAAGUACGGUCUUAAAGAUUCUUGGAUGAAAUUGUUAACUAUUCCGAGGGUUGGUUUUUAUAAAAUCGUACCAACGUAUGCGUUUUCAGAUGAUGAAGUAUUAGUCUGCUUUGAUAAAGAGAAUCGGGUGACACCAGAACAAGUGGAAACAUCAUAUGAAUAUAAGAUAAUAUGUGGUGGCCAAUAUCGAAUGAUUUCUCAAGAUUAUGAUAUUGAUGCAGUUACAGUUGAUCGGGAGGGUUUUGCUUAUACCGAAACUCUUACGGACAUUAAAUUAUAUUAA
This is a messenger RNA of Solanum pennellii, 1281 nucleotides long. RefSeq names its product F-box protein CPR1-like. The coding region runs from base 1 to 1281 and encodes 426 amino acids. The record is from RefSeq and is a predicted model, not a curated record. Gene Ontology annotation, molecular function: protein binding. Lineage: Eukaryota; Viridiplantae; Streptophyta; Magnoliopsida; Solanales; Solanaceae. The transcript has a single exon.